GGCGCCCACCCACCCACUCACUCAUUCGCGGCACACGGGCUCACUGAGUGCUCUGGCGUGCUGCGGACUCGACGGACUGCAGAAUUUGCGGACUGAGUAACGGCGGCGGCAGCAGAGAAGCGGGAUCAUCGCGAGGGUCCUGCAGGUGGGAGCCAGGAGGCGAAGCCAGUGGAAUGGACCGCCGUGUCUUCCAAGAACUCACCAACUUACUGCUGGCACCCCAAACCGAAGAAGAGGGGUAACAGGGAGCCCUGCAGGAUUUUGCCCCCAUCUUUCAAGCUAAAGCCAGUUCUGCUGGAGGAUGAAUGGCGAUGUCCUCUAGCUGAGGCUCACCUGGGGGUCCGGCCGUCAAUUGUACUGCACUGCUGCCCCCCGGUCGGCUCGGCUCGGGGUGGCACAUGGCCAUUCAGAAACUGGUCGCCACAGCGGUGGCUGUGGCCUUACUGUCCCUGAUCCUCAACAACGUGGCUGCCUUUACACCCAGCUGGGUAUUUCAGACGCUGGAGGACGGGCGCAAGCGCAGCGUGGGGCUCUGGAAGAUGUGCUUCAUGGCCGAGCGAGGCCGCGAGGGGGCCGGCAGCGGGCGGCACGGGCAGUGCCAGGCUCUGUCCUGGGGAGCGGAGUAUUCAGGAUUCCAGGAGUCCCGCAGCACCGUCAAGUUGCAGUUUGACAUGAUGCGGGCCUGCAACCUCAUCGCCACGGCGGCACUGACAGCUGGUCAGCUCAUCUUCCUCCUGGGGCUUGUGGAGCUGCCCUUCUUCACCCAGGACUCCCAGUGGUGGGAGGAGGCCAUCGCAGCCGUCUUCCAGUUUGCCAGCUUCGUCCUUGUCAUCGGCCUCGUGACCUUCUACCGCAUUGGCCCGUACACACACCUGUCCUGGUCCUGCUACCUGGACAUCGGCGCUUGUCUCCUGGCCACGCUGGCGGCGGCGAUGCUCAUCUGGAAUAUCCUGCACCGGCGCGAGGACUGCCUCUCUCCACGCGUGAUCGUCAUCAGCCGCUCGCUGGCCGCCCCAUUCCGCCCCAGGCUUGAUAACGACUACGUGGAGUCCCCCUGCUGAUUUCACCUUCCGGUCGGUCAACAGCAGAACUCUACUGGCGACGGGAGAUGUCCUGGCCACCAUUCCCAGCUCUUAACCGGGGGAGCAAGCGAGCGAGCGAGCAGCGCAGUCCUUCUUCGGGGUCACCCGACACUAGCAACGUUCAGAGUCUCACACGGGGACGCUUACUAACUAACCCACGGGAGGAGCCGCACAACUUCUCAAGGCACUUGGGAACUCCAGAGGGGAGCAAACGGAAAAGCCAAUGCAACGGGAUCGAGCCUGCAGCAGAUGCUGGAGCCCCCCUAAGAGUGUGCCACCUGGUUUGGCCCGCAGAUCUUCUGCCUAAAGUAACGAUUCCCUUAACCCAGCUUCAUCCUUUGUUUUUCUCAUAAAGCACCAUCUGCAGAAUUGGAUCUCGCGGCCCCCCAAAAACAAACUUGUGAAAACUCAGCAUUUGCCGUAUUUUAGACUCGGGUUUGCCUUUCUAGCAGAAACUGCAACAGUGAAACUUUGGGAAGAGGUCUCAGUCGGGCAUCGCACUUGGAAGUGGAGCACAAUGAGUGAGAAAAUCAUCUUAGUAUAUAUAUAUAUAUAUAUAUACCUGUAUAUAUAAAAAAUAACGGUAUACAGCAUGUUAAUGGUUGAUCUACACCCCACCUCAUCACUGGUUUUGGUUUUUGGCUUUGCUGCUUCUAUUUAUUUAUUGCUGAAUAAAAGUCAAACGUGUAUCGCA
Polypterus senegalus (gray bichir) is the source of this 1776-nucleotide messenger RNA. It is a transcript of the gene tmem204, whose product is annotated as transmembrane protein 204. The coding region runs from base 399 to 1061 and encodes 220 amino acids. The transcript is spliced from 3 exons. NCBI's taxonomy places the organism in Eukaryota, Metazoa, Chordata, Cladistia, Polypteriformes, Polypteridae. The record is from RefSeq and is a predicted model, not a curated record.